This is a messenger RNA of Cokeromyces recurvatus, 291 nucleotides long. RefSeq lists its product as uncharacterized. The record is from RefSeq and is a predicted model, not a curated record. The annotation marks the transcript as partial. The transcript is spliced from 2 exons. NCBI's taxonomy places the organism in Eukaryota, Fungi, Mucoromycota, Mucoromycetes, Mucorales, Mucoraceae.
UUGUUGACCAGAUUAAGUACCGAAAGCAAGAUAUUAGCAUUAAUCAAUAACAGCACGGUUAAGGUUAUGAUCAGAUUAUUACAAUGCAUUAAAUCUAUGGUAGAGUCACUACCUUUCAUAACUCAAAAAAAAAAAGGACAUCAAGAAUGGCUCAAUGCCAGUUGCUAUACUGAUACAGACAUUGAUGUCUAUCAAAACCAGCCAGAUGGUUGCGCUGAAAACGAUCAUAAAGUUAUUGGCUAUUUUGAAGUCAAACCAAUCAAGCAUGCAAAAAAACCACAAAAAAAUUAA